AUUUGAACGGAACUUGCAAUCUGUAACUUGCAGGUUCGUUCGUUGAGGUUAUAAGUUAGAACUUAGAAUACAACACUCUCUCUCUCUCUAGAAUCACGAUCAUGAAGUACACAAACAUCAACACCAAUUUUUGCGCUGCGUUGCUUUUUGUUCUCAUAUUCCAUUAGCAUCACUCUCUCAAUUCCACUUUGCUUUCCCUUCUCCCACGCUUUCCAACCGACACCAAAUGGCCGCCGCUUUUCUCUUCGCCGCCGCGCUUCUGGCGGCGGUCUCCGCCUCCCCGGUGACCCUCACGCUGGAAAGAGCUUUCCCUUCGGAUCACGGGGUGGAGCUGAGUCAGCUCAGAGCGUGGGACAGCCUCAGACAUCGUAGAAUGUUGCAGUCUACUAACUACGUUGUCAAUUUCCCUGUCAAAGGCACCUUCGAUCCCUCACAAGUCGGGCUUUACUUUACAAAGGUGAAAUUGGGUACUCCUCCAAGGGAAUUUUAUGUGCAGAUUGACACUGGCAGUGAUGUUCUCUGGGUUAGUUGUGGGUCCUGCAAUGGUUGUCCCCAGACAAGUGGCCUCCCAAUUCAGCUCAAUUACUUUGACCCUGGGAGUUCAUCAACAUCUUCAUUGAUAUCUUGUUCGGACCGAAGGUGUAGGAAUGGAGUACAGUCCUCAGAUGCAAGCUGUUCUGGUCAGAGCAACCAGUGCACUUACACAUUCCAGUAUGGAGAUGGUAGUGGGACAUCAGGUUAUUAUGUGUCGGACUUGAUGCACUUUGCCAGUAUCUUUGAGGGAUCCUUGACAACAAAUUCUUCGGCAUCCGUAGUUUUUGGUUGUAGCAACCAGCAAACUGGGGACUUAACAAAGUCUGAUAGAGCGGUUGACGGGAUAUUUGGAUUUGGGCAACAAGGGUUGUCUGUCAUCUCCCAGCUCUCAUCGCAAGGAAUAGCGCCAAGAGUGUUCUCACAUUGCCUGAAAGGAGAUAAUAGUGGGGGUGGCGUAUUGGUUCUUGGUGAGAUUGUGGAGCCAAACAUAGUUUUUAGUCCACUUGUUCCAUCACAGCCCCAUUACAAUUUAAAUCUUCAGAGCAUCUCUGUUAAUGGCCAAAUUCUACCAAUUGAUCCUGCAGUUUUUGCUACAUCAAACAACAGAGGUACCAUUGUUGAUUCCGGAACAACUUUGGCAUACCUUGCAGAAGAGGCUUACAAUCCCUUUGUCAAUGCGAUUACAGCUGCUAUUCCACAAUCUGUACGCAGUGUUCUUUCCAGGGGAAAUCAGUGUUACUUAAUAACCACCUCCAGUAAUGUUGACAUUUUCCCGCAAGUAAGUCUGAACUUUGCUGGUGGUGCAUCUCUGGUUUUAAGACCACAGGACUACCUUAUGCCGCAGAAUUAUAUUGGCGAGGGAUCAGUUUGGUGUAUUGGCUUUCAGAAAAUCCCGGGUCAAAGUGUAACUAUUCUAGGAGACCUCGUACUAAAAGACAAAAUAUUUGUCUAUGAUCUUGCUGGUCAGCGCAUUGGAUGGGCUAAUUAUGACUGUUCAUUGCCGGUUAAUGUGUCUGCAUCAGCCGGUAGGGGAAGAAGUGAAUUUGUGGAUGCAGGAGAGAUAAAUGGCAGCACUUGUUCACGUGAUGGACCUCACAUGUUGAUAAAGACACUGUUCCUUGCUCUCUUCAUGCACAUAACACUAUUCUUGUAACAUAUAUGUCGAAUUGUAACACAUUUUCUGUUUUUUCCUAUGUAUAUUCUCUUGCCGGCAUAUAAUUGGUGCAAUCGGCAAGACCACACAUUAUUACUUUGAUUAUCGCUUCUUUUUGUUUUUGGUUUUUUUUCUUCUGCACAAUAGGGUUGUCUGUUUUAGCUUCAGGUGCUUAUUUACCACUUUUUUGGUUAGCCAUGUCUCUCAGGGUUUUGUUUUUGGUAGCAUUGUAAAUUAACAUGAUUAUUGAUUGAAUCGCAAAUACAAGUUAUACUUAUGCCAGCUUCUUUCAA
Messenger RNA from Cajanus cajan (pigeon pea), 1980 nucleotides. Its product is annotated as aspartic proteinase 36. Gene Ontology annotation, molecular function: aspartic-type endopeptidase activity. The record is from RefSeq and is a predicted model, not a curated record. Lineage: Eukaryota; Viridiplantae; Streptophyta; Magnoliopsida; Fabales; Fabaceae. Gene Ontology annotation, biological process: proteolysis.